GGAAGUGUUGACUAUUUUAAAGGCGGAAGUUGAGGUGACCGUCAAACAUUCAAGCAGAGUUUCGGUUUUGACCAUGGUGCUAAAGCAGUGUCACAUGCGUUUCAAAGUUUUUGCUCUCAACCACAAUGAAAAGCGCUUCAACCUGGCUAAAACUCAAGACAGAGUUAACUUGUGUAGUUGUUUAUCGUCCAAUUUUUUGUCGACGGGGCGAAGUUGUACAUUUGUAAAGGGCUGGUCGAGUUUCCCGAGUAAUUUAUCCGGCAACCAUCGAAAAAUGCGACAAAAUGGACUCGGAGUGAUGCACUUGUCUGCAAGAGAUCAGACUUCCGUCACCACCAUCCAGUUUGACGUAAAACCUGAUGUUCCCAAAGUCCGGAAGCUGUUCUUUGACACGCAUGCGGUGGUUCGACUCCUCGAGGAAAACGGCUUCACCACUCAGCAAGCCGAGGCGCUGGUUAAGGUGCUCGUGAAGAUGACCAACUCCAACAUGGACGCCAUCUAUAGUGACAUGGUAACCAAAGUACAGCAGGAGAUAAUGUUACAGCGUGUGAUGUCUCAAAUAGCAGCCUUAAAGAAGGACAUGAUCAUCUUGGAGAAGAGUGAGUUUUCCACGUUACUGGCAGAGAAUGAGAAGCUGAAGGUGGAGUUAUGGCAGCUUAAGGUCCAACUUGCUGAUGUCAUGAACAAAAUCCGCUCGGACACAGUUUUGGACAUGAACUUGGAGAAGAGCCGUGUGAAAGAACUGAAAGCAUAUCAUGAGCGGAAGCUUCUGGAAGCACGGACUGAAAUACUAGAAAUGACUGCCGAGCAAGAUCGUCACAUGACUCAGACCAACAUGAAAAUAGACACUGAAGUGGCGGGUUUAAAAACCAUGCUGGAGUCGCAUAAACUGGACACUAUAAAAUACCUGGCAGGUUCCGUGUUCACGUGCCUCACCGUAGUUUUAGGAUUCUAUCGUAUUUGGAUGUAAACAACGCUCGAUUAAACAACAUCAGGAGGAAAUGCACACAAGUCACUCACUCCAGCAAAUGGACAGAUUGUGGGGUGUGACCAUACAAAAUCAGCAGGGGAUCAAAUACUUCUCUCCACCACUGCACAUGCUCAGUGUACUGUAUAUACAUGGUGGUUGGGCAACGGACUGAAUUAAAAUUUUCAUAUGUAUGUACAUUUUCAUAUAUAUUUAAAUCUCUAACUUCCUGUUUUAUCUGUCAUUUUACUGUACACGUAAUAAAAAAUACUU
Doryrhamphus excisus (bluestripe pipefish) is the source of this 1240-nucleotide messenger RNA. It is a transcript of the gene mcur1, whose product is annotated as mitochondrial calcium uniporter regulator 1. NCBI's taxonomy places the organism in Eukaryota, Metazoa, Chordata, Actinopteri, Syngnathiformes, Syngnathidae. Gene Ontology annotation, biological process: positive regulation of mitochondrial calcium ion concentration; calcium import into the mitochondrion. Gene Ontology annotation, cellular component: mitochondrion; mitochondrial inner membrane. The record is from RefSeq and is a predicted model, not a curated record.